This is a messenger RNA of Bacillus rossius redtenbacheri, 721 nucleotides long. Its product is annotated as aliphatic sulfonates import ATP-binding protein SsuB 1-like. NCBI's taxonomy places the organism in Eukaryota, Metazoa, Arthropoda, Insecta, Phasmatodea, Bacillidae. Gene Ontology annotation, molecular function: ATP binding; ATP hydrolysis activity. The record is from RefSeq and is a predicted model, not a curated record. The transcript has 3 exons. The coding region runs from base 139 to 528 and encodes 129 amino acids.
UCACCGCUCAGCAGUGCGCGCGGCCACAGUGCACGGUCCACACUCUCCAGUCCACGGUCCACACGCUCCAGUCCACGGUCCACACUCCCCAGUCCACGGUCCACACGCUCCAGUCCACGGUCCGCGGUCCACAGGUCGAUGGCAAGCGCCGAGCACUCGGUGGUGGUGCGGCGAGGCUGCAAGCAGUACCGCAGUGGACCAGCUGUGCUCGACCACCUGGACAUAACUGUACCUCGUGCCUCCAUCUAUGGCCUGCUGGGCGCCAGUGGCUGUGGAAAGACUACUCUUCUGAGCUGCAUAGUGGGCAUGAAGCGCAUGACUCUGGGCACAUAUGCGUACCCAAGUGGCUACAGUUGUUGUACUUGUUGCAGCUAUAGCCUGCUGGGUGCCAGUGGCUGUGGAAAGACUACUCUUCUGAGCUGCAUAGAGGGCAUGAAGCGCCUGGACUCUGGGCACAUAUGCGUACCCAAGUGGCUACAGUUGCCGUGCUUGUUGCAGCUAUGGUCUGCUGGGUGCCAGUGGCUGUGAAAAGACUACACUUCUGAGCUGCAUAGUGGGCAUGAAGCGCCUGGACUCUGGGCACAUAUGCGUACCCAAGUGGCUACAGUUGUUGUACUUGUUGCAGCUAUGGCCUGCUGGGCGCCAGUGGCUGUGGGAAGACUAAACUUCUGAGCUGCAUAGUGGGCAUGAAGCGCCUGGACUCUGAGCACAUAUGCGUACC